This is a messenger RNA of Canis lupus familiaris (dog), 2954 nucleotides long. It is a transcript of the gene C5H16orf46, whose product is annotated as chromosome 5 C16orf46 homolog. The transcript has 5 exons. The record is from RefSeq and is a predicted model, not a curated record. The coding region runs from base 470 to 1669 and encodes 399 amino acids. NCBI's taxonomy places the organism in Eukaryota, Metazoa, Chordata, Mammalia, Carnivora, Canidae.
GAAGGGGAGGGGCUGGUCUAGGAGAGGGAAGAGCGCCGUGUGGAACACCUGGGCUUUAGGAGCAACAGGUGGAGUGCGUGCUUGAGGACUUGGGCUUUCCUGCAGACUUGGCAGCUGUGUGACAGCUGAGAAGACACGCGUUGCUUUACUGCUUUAUUCCCGAAGGGCUGGAGACAGGCCUGCAGUAAAAACAGGUCUGACCUGGAGGGAUGGUUGCAUAAGCCACGCCCCUAGGGUUCCUUCUUUGGGUCGCCAAAGCUGCUGUGCUGUGUGGGCAGGAAAAGACCACCAACAUUCUAUUUUUGUAGUGGAACAUCUUAUCCAGCUUGAACAGUAUUCCAGAGAAGCACCUCACAAUCUGAUUUCAUUUAUUUCCUCUGAUGUCAUAUUGGAAAAGAUUAGGAUGUACAAAGAUAUGUGACCUUCCAUAGGAAGAAGAUGUUAAAAACCCUUGGCCACAAUCACAGUAAUGGAUCUCUGUCAGAAGAAGGAGACUGAAUUAGAAAUCAGUGAAAAUAAUGAAAUUCAAAGCCCAGAAGAAACGGAAUUAACGUAUACUUGCUCAGAUGAAAGAAGUGAAAAGAAUCAUGUUUGUUGUCUUCUCAAUAUCAGUGACAUUACGCUUGAACAAGAUGAAAAAGCCAACGAGUUUGUCAUCAGAACUGGAUGGGAAGAAGCCGUUCAAGGCUGGGGAAGGACUUUUCCAACUGCCUGCAUCUGGCCCAGGAAGAAGCCUAAAAAGGCGAGGGUGGGAGAAGUUGCCAGCGGCUGCUUACUCUGUGGCAGCCUCUCCCAAGGGAGCACUGAGGCCAGGCCUCAGGCCGGGAAAUUGGGGUCAGGGGUUCCUGCUGAGGUAGGUCCAGAGAAGGAUCAAGGAAGCCCCUCCCAGACUCAAGGGACCCCUCAGGGUCCCACUGCUGCCUCCAGGGAGAUUAGCAAGAUCUGCUUUCCCACCUACAGUCAGGGAGAGAAAAAAAGUCUGCAAAUAAAGGAAUUUGUUUGGUGCAAGGAAGACUGGGCCACCACUGAGACUAUUAGGGGCAAGGACCCCAGAAGUGCCAGCAGAGGUCCCUCCAUCUCAGACUCCUUGACUUCCAGGGCUCUUUUAGUUCUGCCUCCCCUGAAGGCUUCACCCCCAAACGGCUUGGAUGUUCUGGGUAAGAAGAGUAAGAACUUUUUCUUGCAGCCGGAAGAGAAGGUGCUGGGUGUGGAAAAGGAUGAGUGUGUGGCUUGUACAUAUGGAUUGAAAACAGUUGACGGGAAAGGUGAAAAGAGACCCGUUGAGCUGGCCAAGCACCCCAAGGUCAAUGACACACUGCCUUUCCCUCCCCGGGUGGCCCCAACACCCCUGCUGGCCAAUGUGGAGCCGUGCUGUCUGCAGUGGUCCCUCCUGCCUGAGAGAAACCUGCUGUGCCCUCCCAAUCCCAGCAACGUGCAUUAUCUCACCACCGUGCAGCUUUUGCAGAAACAGGGAAUGCAAAACUACAAAGCCAAAUUCAGAGCCAGGGAGCCAAGACCUCCCAUCAACACUCAAAAGCGCAUUCUCACGGAGGCCAAGCAGGAAAACAGGCUCCAAAUGUUGGAGACCAAAGUGUUCCCGAGAACGCUCUUGCCAUCCCUCACAGUGAGCAGAGUUGUUAUUCCGGUCUCCACUCACAGACUGCUCUGAGCUGCCGCAAUAGAACUCCCUGGGAAUAAGUACUGUUUGAAUUCUUUCAUCCUCUCCCGGUCUCUCCCCCUCCAUCCCAUCCUGCUCUCUUCUCUUCCCUUCUGCGGUGCUCUUCCCGGCCACUGGCCCUCCCCUAGUCCUUUUUCUUUUUUUGCUGUAGAACCAGAGGAAAUGGAACCUCACUGUAUGGGUUUCAAUUCAUUCUCAAAACCCCCAUGUUUAUGUGUCACCUGCUUCUGUUGCUUAGCCAUUUACAAAAUGCAAACUGGUAAUGCCAGUCUCAGCCUGUGCCUGCCUUAUCUCUCUACUCCCCCUGGAAGCCAAGCGGAUGGUGGGGACUCUGAAGGACCUCCCUCAGUGAUGCCCAUGUCAGCCUGGAGCCAACCGGCUGGGGUUCUUUCCACCCCACCCCCGUGCCGUAAGCCAAGUGGAAGGGCUUGUUUAGACCAAAUUGUUUCCUGAUCUUGUGAACCAGGCAGUUAUCUAUCAUAUAUAGUUAUCUAUCCUGCUUCAUUUUCUCUUGCAACAAAGAUCUGAAACAUUGCUUUAAUAGAUAACCCCAGCCUGUGUCCAAAUAAACAUCCUUGUGUCUGAGGUGUCAUAUCCUUAUAUCCACGGAUAUACCGCAUCCACUACAUGCUGCACAUCCCAGGGUUUCCUAUACUUAGGUCAUAGCCUCAUGCUAGUCUCCAUGUCUGGAAAAGUUUUAGCCGCAGCUCCAUAAAGUCCAUCUUGGGAAGCAGGUUAAGAAUAACUAUUUGGAAAAAAAAAUGUCACUGUGAUUAUGACUGUCACCCCUCAUGCUUCCUCCAGUCUGACCUUGUGUCUAAUUUUUGGGAACUCUCAAUCCCAGACAGACACUUACAGAAUAGGGAAUACUUUCUCCCUUCUUCCCUCAUUUUACCCCAAUGCAUAUUUCCUAACGUUGUAUAUAAAUUAAACAUUUGUAAAUGAGUUAUAUUUUAAGUGCUAAGUGACAAUGCUAUGUAGAGAAAUGCUCUGAAAAACCAUUUUGUAGUAUGAAUAACCAUUUAGCCGCUCUGUAAUUACAUAGUUUGCAUUUGCUUAAGAUAGGUUGUACUUGAUCUCUGGACUUCCUGUCCCCUAAAUUAUGGGUAGACAGACGUAGGACUGUGUUUGUAAACAUCUGCUUUCCACAAUUGGUCUUUGUAAUGUCUCUUAGUUUUUUUUUUUUAAUUGUUUUGUGAUUUGUUUUUACAAAACACUAGAAAUGCAGAAAUGAAUAUAGUACAAUGGUCAUUAAAAGGUGUACUUUGCCUAUUGA